Molecule: messenger RNA, 3416 nt
Organism: Hordeum vulgare subsp. vulgare (domesticated barley)
Lineage: Eukaryota; Viridiplantae; Streptophyta; Magnoliopsida; Poales; Poaceae
Product: condensin complex subunit 3
Exons: 12
Coding region: 1-3165 (1054 amino acids)
Biological process (GO): mitotic chromosome condensation
Cellular component (GO): condensin complex; condensed chromosome
Source: RefSeq, a predicted model, not a curated record
AUGUCACCCGCCGCGGCCGUCUCCAGCGACGACGAGACGAGGCGCCUCGCGCGCGAGGCGGCGCGCGUGUUCGACGAGUGCCGCGCCUCCCUCGCCGUGCACCCGCGCAAGCUCCGGGAGCUCGCGGCGGUCCGCGCCUCCGCGUCUGGCGGCCGCUUCCUCCCGGCCUUCUGCAACGCCAUCACCCCGCUCUUCGAGGUCCCCCGCCGCUCCCCGGCCUCCGACCGCGUCACACGCUUCGCCGUGGCCUUCGCCUCCUCCUCCGCCUCCGCGGGCGCGGACGGCACCGGGUUCCUCGAGGGUUUCCUCCGCUUCCUCCUCGUCGCCUCCGCCGCAGCGCUCCGACCCGCGCGCUUCCGUGCCUGCCAAAUCAUCUCUGAGAUCAUAAUGCAAGUACCGGAUGAUGCCGAGGUGAGUAGUGAGAUUUGGGAUGAAGUGAUUGAUGGCAUGAAGAUUCGGGUUCAGGAUAAGAUUCCUGCAAUUCGGGUUUUUGCUGUCCGUGCAUUGUCUCGUUUUGCGAUUGACGAAGAGGAUGGUGGCAUCAUCGGUAUCUUUCUUGAGACUCUAGAAAAAGAACAAAACGCUGAGGUCCGAAAGACAAUUAUUUUGUCUCUUCCACCAUCAAGUGCUACACUGGAGUCAAUCAUUGAAUCAACAAUUGAUACUAGCGAAUCAGUUCGGAGGGCAGCAUAUUUUGUGCUUUCAACUAAAUUUCCCCUCCAAAGUCUUAGCAUCAAGCAGAGGACAACUCUCCUUCACAGAGGCAUCUCAGAUAGGUCUCCAUCUGUGAACAAUGAAUGCUUGAGGAUGCUGAAGGAGGAGUGGCUUGUAAAGCAUUGUGGUGGAGAUGUCAUCGCCCUUCUCAGGUUUCUUGAUGUCGAGACUUAUGAGUCAGUUGGAGAAUCCGUGAUGGGGGUGCUUCUGAAGGAUGGUGCUGUGCGAGUGCAAGAUGGGCAAACUAUCAUGCAGUACUUUACUGAAAAUACCGAGGAUGCUGAACAAGUUUCCAGUAUCAAGCUCAUGGAGGCUGAGGUUGCUCUUUACUGGAAAGUCAUGUGCAUGCACUUGCAGGCUGAAGCUCAGAUCAAAGGUUCGGAGGCUGCAACAACUACGGGGACAGAGGCAGCAGUAUAUGCUUCUGAGGCGUCGGAUAAAAAUGAUCUUCUUGAUGGUGUCCUUCCUAGCACAGUUGCUGAGUUUGUUGAUUUGGUAAAAGCGCACCUUUCAGCUGGACCAAAUUAUCACUUUGCGUCGCGGCAACUAUUAUUGCUUGGUGGAAUGCUUGACUUUUCUGAUAGCAUGAACAGGAAAGUUGCAAGUUCAUUUCUGUAUGAGCUUCUGAAUAGACCACUUGAACAUGAAGUUGAUGAAGAUGGAAACCAGAUCGCCAUUGGUGACGGUGUCAGUCUUGGAGGGGACCUGCAGUGGGCGAAAGCAGUCUCAGAAUUGGCUAAAAAGGUUCAUGCUUCUGUUGGUGAAUUUGAAAUGGUGAUUGCCACUGUUGUUGAAGAACUGGCUAGACCCUGCAGGGAGAGAACUGCUGAUUUCAUGCAAUGGAUGCACUGUCUGGCGGUGACAGGUCUUCUUCUAGAGAAUACUUCAACCUUACGAAGCCUGGAAGGCACAGCAAUCAGACCGUCUGAAGUGCUUCAGUCAUUGUUGCUUCCUGCAGCAAAGCAGAAACAUGUUGACGUACAGAGGGCCGCUUUAAGAUGCCUUUGUCUUUUUGGCUUGUUAGAGAAUAAACCAAGUACAGAGUUGGUGAAGCAGUUGCGUUUAUCAUUCAUCAAUGGGCCUGACUUGGUUAGUGCCAUGGCAUCCAAGGCCUUGAUUGAUCUUGUCACUUGGCAUGGUCCACAAGAAUUAGAUCAAGCCAUUGGAACUGAACCAUCUGAUGCCAACUACGAGAAGACUCAGUUUGCUCCUGUGGACAUCUCUGAUUUGAAUGAUGAUGAUCUAAAUGUUGGAAUUCUUAGUAUUCUGUUUUCUGGAUUUCAUAAAGAUGACUGGGGGUUCAGCCCAGAGGGUGAUAACCAUGAUAAUGUCCUGACCAUUCUUGGUGAAGGUUUUGCAAAAAUUCUUCUUUUGAGUGAGAACUAUCCAAGCAUAUCCGCAGACUUGCAUCCUGUUAUCCUAGCUCAACUUGUAAGAUUAUAUUUCUUGGAGGAAUCUAAAGAACUCGGAAGAUUGAAGCAGUGUCUGUCUGUCUUCUUUCUCCAUUAUCCAUCCCUUUCAGACAAGCACAAGAGGUGUGUCUCGAGUGCAUUUGUACCACUCAUGAGAGCUAUGUGGCCAGGUAUCCACGGUAAUCCUGGGGGCAGUGGACCUGUUGUUUCGAAAAGGCGUAAACAUGCAGUCCAAGCUGCUCGUUUUAUGGUUCAAAUGGUACAAAGUCCGUUGUUUUCAGCAGAAACAGCAGAGCAAGCUUGCAUGAGUCCUGAAAGCCUUUCGGGUUCACCAGGUCUGUUUGUCAAUUAUGACAUCAGUGAGGAAGGGCUUGCCAUCCGUAUUGCAGUGGAGGUAGGAAAUAGCCAAGACAAGAAGAGCGCGCCUGUGAGAGCAUAUGCCUUGGCUUUGUGCAAGGUUGCGGUGCUUCUAAGAUUUCGGCAAUCAGAACAGAAGGCCAUCAAGUGCAUGAGAGGACUAGUGAACACAUUGGCUGCUUCAGCGGCUUCUGACAAGGACCUUAUGAAGGAGCUCGCUCAAAUGGCAUCAAGGCUCAAGUCACUUGAUGAGUCCCCGGAGGAAGAACUGCCACAAGAUCAAGCCGACGCCCUAUUCGAGCAACUAGGAUUGGCUGACGGCAUCAAGCUUGACACCGUCAAUCCAGUGGUGCCACCAACGCCAGCACCUUCUCGGUCAGGCCGGGCUCCUCCAGCCAGGAGAAGAGCAAGGCGGGCGGCAUCGUCUAGCGAUGACAGCGAAGCGGAAGCUGAAGCGGAGAGCUUGGAUGUAACAUCGGGGAGCCAGGUCCAGGCCACUCCCAGCGUGACCACGGCACGCGCUCAGAGAGCAAGCAAGACUGCGGCCCUGAGCAAGUUCAAGUCUUCUGUGAAACCUUCUCUUGAGGCUGCUUCUGACAGUGAACAAGAGGAGAUGUCCGGACUGACAACUGAUGAGGAUCCGUCCGAUGAUUCCGACGACCCUGACGAGGAGUCGUCUUAAGUUUCUUGGGAGCUGAGGUAUCUAUCUGCUGGUGUUCUUGACCGGAAGAACCCAGCAAUUGUUAUUUGAAGUAUGGAGGGUGUGGCACUUGCCACUAUGUAUUGUUUGGUUUGAACUAGUAGAUCAAGUACUCGGGUGCUCUUCAGCUUGCAAGGCUGGAAAGAUUAUGCUUUUGAUACGUAGAUUCGAUUCAAGGAUCAUUGAGAUUGUAUAAACAGCUCUACUUGAAAGAAUGUUGCUCUUCUGCACUA